Paramacrobiotus metropolitanus is the source of this 2206-nucleotide messenger RNA. RefSeq lists its product as uncharacterized. The record is from RefSeq and is a predicted model, not a curated record. The transcript is spliced from 5 exons. Bases 20 to 1867 code for a protein of 615 amino acids. NCBI's taxonomy places the organism in Eukaryota, Metazoa, Tardigrada, Eutardigrada, Parachela, Macrobiotidae.
ACAUGCAUCCAAACCAGAUAUGUUUAUUCUAUUUCCGCGACCCCUAAAUACACACUAUCCUACGCUGUACCUAGUCCACUCAGGGUCUGAAUGGCUUGAAAUACAUUGUGACAAGUCGUACUCCUCUCAUCUUUCAAGUGAGAUUUUGUUAGACAGCCUGGGCAUCAAACUUGGAUUCGUCGGAAAAUCUGUGACUUCACUGACGCAGCCAUACAGGCCAGAAUACUCCUUACAAUCUGAAAGUGGUCGGUAUGAUCCAUUUGUUGUGGAUGUACUGGGAGCAGCUGGUGAGUACAUGCGAGGAUAUGUCUGUAAUGUGGAUGAACAGGGCCUGACGGUUAAGCUGGACGACCUUACGGUGCAGCAUGUCGCUUAUGGUCGCGUAUGGAGUGUUAAAGAACCCGAUUUCGGAGAAUCAACAAUGAAGCGGAACUCGGGUGAUAUUGACGUUCGCAUCGACCCCACAGACAGUGGCGUGACGUCGUGGACCCCCGCUCGAUUAGUUGACAGCAUUCAUUGGAGUAGGGAAUGGUACCAUGACUACCAUCGUAGGUCUUGCCGGUAUUCUGUAGUCACAGUGGAAGUGUCCCAACCGGAUACAACCGUUGCGCAGUACACCGUCAUUGAUGGACCCACAGCGCUGACACAACGGGUGCGUAAACGCGGGGAUCUCGGCCCAGUGGUCCAACGAAAUGCCUUUCAGAAAGUUCUCGAGCCCAUGUUCAAUCCGUCAGAGAAAUAUCCGCAUCCCGUGCGCUUUUUGAAAACAGCGUGUUCGUUCCCACGAUUCCAUACAUUCUGGCUGAGAGACACUCACACGAUCUUACUUGGCCUUCAUGAUGAGUAUAUGGAGCUGCUGCUCUCCCCUGUGCGAGCUAAACUUUACAACAUGUUGAAAGAGGACUACAUUGCCGGCAAUGGCCGCAAUGACGAUUGUGCUCCAGUGCGGAAAUCGAUAGCGGAUUGUGUGGAAGGCUUGUUCAUUAUGCAGCGUUGGACAGUCGACGAAAUACUUGGUGGAUUGGUCUGCACUGUUCUACAGUCAGAAGAGUUUCGUGACGGUGAGCCAUGCUUUAGUGAGCUAAUCUUGGAAAUUCAAACCCUGAUCUACUCGAAUCUGGACAUAUUCCAUCAGAAUUUAUUUAAAAGGGUAUGUAAGGCAACUCAACACCUGCUAGACUCACGUAUAAUCCAGUCGUGUGUCAUUAUGCCUACGCGGCCUCUCAGUGAAGCUCUGCAUCCUGAUGCUAAGACGUCAACAUACAGUACCUGGAUGUGGAAGGGAAGUUUCGCCUACACCCACUACCUGGCUCGAACUGUCACGAGCCACUGCCGUACUUUGUGCCUCGUCGGAGAAAGGGAAUAUUGCCUGUCUUUCUUGGUCGACUUACUGAAUUUCUUGUCACUGAAGCUAAAGUGGCUGGUCGUCACUGACAACGCGCAGUUGUACAUCCAUGAACUGUUUGAUUUUCCUCAGCCGACCAAUGUCUUAACCUUGACCAAGGCGGAUGUGUACAUGUUGUUUCCUUACAAGUCUCCAGAAUUCCGAACAAUAUGCGAUAAUAUCCUGCUGCGAAAUUGUGUGUUCGAUGCGAAGGAGUCCAUUAACUUUCCUAUAAUAUGUGACAACGGUAGUAUGAUGGACAUUGACAACGAACUGUUCAUCCGAUACGAAGACACAUUCUUGAUCAGCGUGGCUCAUUGGUCGUUCAGUUUUGCCGGUACAACGAAAGCGGAUUAUUUGGCGUCAGUUCGCAGGAUUUUCGAAGUAGGUUGUCCAGAACUGCAGACCACAAAGGUGUAUCGUCUUCUGGAUGGCUUAAACGCUUACCCUGUUCCCAAACAUUUGCCAGAGGAUUUACUGUGAGCGUUUCUAAGGGCUUCUUUUGUGCUGUGGGACAGUCCGACUCCGAAUACCAUUUCUGACAUUCGGACGGCCAUUCUGACCGAGUCGCCUCAGCGGAAACUGGUGACCCAAACGUUGCAUCUAUUACCAUUCUUGCAAUAAUUCCAUAAAAGAGGCGUUAAUUCUGCAGUAAAAGGAGCCUUGAAAAUCUAGGUUGAUUUAUUGUUUUCUUCCAUGAAAAUUAAUUACGGCGCUACUGCCAGAUGAAUACAUUGUAUCGGCCCUUACAACUCUUUUGGUUUCAUAAAGAUGAAACUACUGCAAACCUUGCAGAGCAGCCUGAAUGCUGCUCAUGCAAAA